CUUCGUCUCGCCAAAUUCAAUCUUAGUGAAAAUAAAAAAGAAUUCGAUCAGUAUAAGGAGAAAGCGCAGAAGAUUCUGCAAGCGAAAGAGAAGCUAGUAGAUUCGUUAAAAGCAGAGCAAAAUACGGGUGACUCUGCUGACUGUCUUGGACAUCCUCUCCAGGCUGAAUUGGAGGAAAUGAGAGUGGAAAGAGAUCUCGCUCGUGCAGACCUGGAAUCCGCUCAACUCAUGGUAUACAAUUUACGGUCAGAGAUAGAAGAAAUGGAGAAUCAGCUCAGAGAGGAGCAGGUAUUGAGGCAUUUGAUUUAG
Molecule: messenger RNA, 309 nt
Organism: Ostertagia ostertagi
Lineage: Eukaryota; Metazoa; Nematoda; Chromadorea; Rhabditida; Trichostrongylidae
Source: the annotation of a GenBank genome assembly